CCUGUCGCUGACGGCUGGGCCGGCUGGCCAGCCGGGUUUGUAAGUGUCAGAGGUCGCUGUGCUGCCUCACAGCCGGGCGCUCGGGGAGAUGGACGGCUAGAGCCCUCAGCCGCCUCCUCCUCGCCGCCAGCAUGUUCGGCCGCUCCCGCAGCUGGGUGGGCGGUGGGCACGGUAAGGCCGCCCGCAGCAUCCACUCCUUGGACCAUCUCAAGUAUAUGUAUCAUGUUUUGACCAAAAAUACCACAGUAACGGAUCACAACCGCAAUCUGUUAGUGGAGACUAUUCGUUCUAUAACUGAGAUCCUUAUAUGGGGAGAUCAGAAUGACAGCUCCGUGUUUGACUUUUUCUUAGAGAAGAACAUGUUUGUUUUCUUCUUGAACAUCCUACGUCAGAAAUCUGGUCGUUAUGUAUGUGUACAGCUGCUGCAGACCUUGAACAUCCUCUUUGAAAAUAUUAGUCACGAGACAUCACUCUAUUAUUUGCUCUCUAAUAACUAUGUAAAUUCUAUCAUUGUCCACAAAUUUGACUUUUCUGAUGAGGAGAUCAUGGCAUAUUAUAUCUCAUUUCUGAAAACACUUUCCCUGAAACUCAACAAUCACACUGUACACUUUUUCUACAAUGAGCACACUAAUGAUUUUGCCUUGUAUACGGAGGCCAUUAAAUUUUUUAACCACCCAGAGAGCAUGGUCAGAAUUGCUGUCAGGACUAUAACUUUAAAUGUCUACAAAGUGUCAUUGGACAACCAGCCUAUGUUGCACUACAUUCGAGAUAAAACUGCUGUCCCCUACUUCUCCAACCUUGUUUGGUUUAUUGGGAGCCAUGUGAUAGAACUGGAUAACUGUGUGCAGACUGAUGAAGAGCACAGAAAUAGAGGCAAACUGAGUGAUUUGGUAGCAGAACAUUUGGAUCAUUUACAUUAUCUUAAUGAUAUCCUUAUCAUUAAUUGUGAAUUCUUAAAUGAUGUGCUCACAGACCACCUACUUAAUAGGCUGUUUCUGCCUCUCUAUGUGUAUUCAUUAGUAAAUCAAGAUAAGGGUGGGGAGCGUCCAAAAAUAAGUCUGCAAGUUUCUCUCUAUCUUCUCUCACAAGUUUUCCUGAUUAUACAUUAUGCACCUCUGGUGAACUCACUGGCUGAGGUUAUUCUUAAUGGGGACCUUUCAGUAUUCUCCUCAAAAGUUGAGCAAGAUAUCCAGAGAAGUUCAGCAAAAUCAAGCAUCAGAUGCUUCAUAAAACCUACGGAGACACUGGAGAGAUCUCUUGAAAUUAACAAGCAUAAGGGAAAGAAGAGGUUGCAAAAAAGACCCAACUAUAAAAAUGUUGGUGAAGAGGAGGAAGAAGAGAGAGGACUUGAGAAUACCCAAGAAGACCCAGAUAAGGCUAAAGGUACAGAGGGUAGUUCAAAAGGCAUCAAGGCAAGUGGGGAAAAUGAAGAAAUAGAGAUGGUAAUCAUGGAGCGGUGUAAGAUGUCAGAACUAUCUAUCUCAGUGGUGACAGAGCAGAAUACAACUGAUGAAGAAAAGAGUGCUGCUGCCUCUGGGAGUGAAAUGACAAACUGGAGCAGGCCUUUUCUCGAUAUGGUAUAUAAUGCACAGGACUGUGCUGAAGAUGAUUACUAUGCUCUCUUUGUACUUUGUCUUCUGUAUGCAAUGUCUCAAAAUAAAGGAAUUGACCCAGUCAAGCUGGAGAGAAUUCAGCUUCCAGCCCAGCAUGCUGAGGAGAAAAGCUCAUACAACCACGUGCUUGCAGAAAGGCUCAUCAGGAUAAUGAAUUAUGCUGCUCAACCAGAUGGAAAAGUUCGUCUGGCAACACUGGAACUGGGCUGUCUAUUACUAAAGCAGCUGGUAUUAUCUAAAAGUGGCAGUAUUAUAAAAGAUGUUCACCUUGCUUGCCUUGAGGGUGCAAGAGAAGAGAGUGUUCAUCUUCUGCGGCGCUUCUAUAAGGGAGAAGAGAUUUUUCUGGAUAUGUUUGAAGAUGAAUACAGGAGUAUGACAAGUAAGCCCAUGAAUGUGGAGUACUUGAUGAUGGAUGCCUCCAUUCUGCUCCCACCAACGGGGACACCACUAACUGGUAUUGAUUUUGUAAAGAGACUGCCAUGUGGAGAUGUGGAAAGAACCCGAAGAGCAAUCAGAGUUUUCUUCAUGCUCCGUUCACUGUCACUGCAUUUGCGAGACGAGCCAGAAACUCAGUUGCCAUUGACAAGGGAGGAGGAUCUAAUAAAAACAGAUGAUGUUCUUGACUUGAAUAACAGCGAUUUAAUUGCUUGUACAGUGAUUACAAAAGAUGGAGGUCAGGUUCAGAGAUUUCUGGCUGUGGAUAUUUACCAGAUGAGUUUAGUUGAGCCAGAUGUUGCCAGACUGGGCUGGGGUGUUGUUAAAUUUGCAGGCCUUUUGCAGGAUAUGCAGGUAACUGGAGUAGAAGAUGACAGCAGAGCUCUGAAUAUAAUAAUUCACAAACCUGCAUCUAGUCCGCAUUCUAAGCCCUUCCCCAUUCUUCAAGCCACGUUUAUUUUUUCUGAUCACAUUCGCUGUAUCAUUGCGAAGCAGCGUUUGGCAAAGGGCCGUAUCCAAGCUCGACGUAUGAAAAUGCAGAGAAUUGCGGCUCUCCUGGAUCUUCCCGUCCAGCCUUCAACUGAAGUGAUGGGUUUUGGACACAGCUCUGCAUCUGCAGCACAGCACCUGCCAUUUAGAUUUUACGACCAGUCACGGCGUGGCAGCUGUGACCCUGCUGUACAGCGAUCUGUUUUUGCAUCUGUUGACAAAGUCCCAGGUUUUGCAGUAGCCCAGUGUAUAAACCAGCCCAAUCCAUCACCGCUUUCAUCGCCGUCUCCUUCUUCCAGUGGCAGUGGGAGUACUGGACACUGUGAUUCAGUUACUGCCAGCUCCACUUCCACUCCUUCUGCAGCACACAGUCCGUCAGGUCUGGCAGGAAAGGACGACGGCGGGUGUUUAGUCUGUCGGAGGCUGACAGUCACGGUGGACACUGGGUUUAGGUCUUCAAGCAGCAGCUGCAACCGCAACUCGUGCAAAAGCAAUGCAGUAGAUGACUCUUCAGCUCCUGAACAACCUCCCAUAAUCUUUUCCAGUCAGAUGAUGUUGGUGGAUGAAACCUCUUCAGCUGCCUCAAAAUCUGGCAAGAACCCUGAAGUGGAAACAGCUAACCUAUCCCCUAGCCUGAUUCCUGCACAGCAGCCUACGAUAUCUCUUCUCUCCGAUGACAAUGCAGAUGCACUGAGUGUAGAGUCACUCACACUGGUCCCACCGAUUGAUCCACACAGCAUUCAUACUUUCAGCUGCAUUCCUCAGUCUUCCUUGCCGUCCGAAGUUUGCGGAGUGACAGAGGGAGAGGGUUCUGAUCAAAGUCAACAAGCAGACUAUGAUGAACAGUGAAGAAAAUGCAACUAACUGCUCUGUAUUUUCUUUUAAGUGAGGUGAUGGGGGCAUUAAUAAAGCCACAAAGGCCAGUUGGCUCACGGGAAAGAGGCCAAUUACUCAGUAACUCAAUGUAUGGGCACUCUUUAAAAUCAACAUUAUACAUUCAGCAUUUUUGAAGGAAAUCUCUAUUGUAAUAUGGGAAAAUGAAGAAGCUUUGUUGGGCUGCCAGGGCUUCAUAAUGUUUUACUUUUCCAAAUACAGAGAGACAAUAUUUGCCAGGAAAAGGAAAUAUUUUAGGAUAUUAUAGUACAGAGAUGCUGUUUCCAUUUGAAACAGUUUUUUUUCUCUUCUGUUGGUCUCAUUCAGCUUUUAGAGGUAUGGCAUAAAGACUGACUUGGCCACUUUCAGUAUUGUAUUCGUAGGAUUGUAAGCUUUAAUAUUGUAUCCUCUGUGUAAUAUUUAUUUCAGUGUUUGGCUCAAGGCAACAUAAAUAUCAAGGAAAGAAUUUUUUUAUUAAAAUGAAACAAAUCCCUGAUAUAACAAUCAAAGGCUUAUUCAGGUUAAUAUAAGAUGAGUUUUUGAGAGGCAUGUUAUAUAGUUUUUUGCAUAACCAAUACAGAGAAAUGUGAAGUAAUUUAAAAUCCUGAUCUACUUUUUCUUAAGUGAUUGUUUUAGUCUGUCAGUUCACUUCUGACAGAGGCAAAUUGCGCCAUCUGAGGGAUGGCAAAAUCCCUUCUGCAGAAGGACACUCUCUCUUCUUUAGAAACAGCCACAAGAGCUUGUGCUAUAUACAAGUUUUCAUCUCCAAUGUAUCCAGGAAGGCACCUUACCCAGCUGAUGGUAUCUCACUUUAGAAGGAUGAAACUCAAAAGGGAAUUUUUCUAUCUGGAACCAGCUAACCCUGACAUUAACCAGAUUAAACUUCUCAGUGAAAGGCUUCAGAUCAGAUAGACAAUCUGAUCUGUAGGUCCUGGUACAGAGAAGAUAGAAAUUAAAGAGAGAGCAUAAAACUUGGCAGCAGUUUGGCAUGUUCUUUGCUGAAUUGAUUCAUACCUUAACAUGAAUAGAAUUUAACCUCUCUCAAGUAAAUCUGAACUGCAUUCAUUUGAAGUGGUGAUAAAACUAGCAGGGAAUAUUUAUUACUGCAUAGAUGAUGAUGAUGAAAAGCAUUUCCUGAUUCUCAGAAAUUAACAAACACUUGCUUUUGCUUCUGUUUUGAUUUUAGUUAGCAACGGAGCCUAUUAUGUGAUUCUGUCCCUGUUGAAAUCAGUGAGAAUUUGCCAUUGCAUUCAGUAGUAGCAAAACUAGACUCCAGUCUUGUGUAGGAUUAAUUUGAAAAGCGCGUACCUAUCUUCCAUUCACCCUGCCAUGGUUACACGAUUGUUUGGCCCUCAAUAAGGGAAUACUUGAGCAGGAUGUUUUAAAGGUUGUAUUUGUAUAUUUGACGCACCUCUGACUUUUGGUCUAACUUUGUUUGCCACUUGCUUUUCCAGGCUUGGUCCUUUGUGAAGUAACUUACCCUUAGCAGAAUACACAUAUACAUAAUGUUAGAAGUGGUGAUGGAGCCAGUAAAUGUUUGUUCCUAUGUUCAUAACUGACUGAUUCAGAUCUGUUACACUGUCUGACUCCUUUUCACUCCUGUGGACUUCAGCAGGCGUUUAACCAGUCUAACUGAGAGUCUGAUCCUGCAAAUGCGAUGGCCCCAAGCCCCACAUGAAGUCUGAGAGUUGGGGGUUCUCAGCACCAUUCAGGAGAUGCUUAGCAACUUGUGGAACCAAACUCAGAUGAGAAUUUGGCCUUCGGGUGGAAUGGGAGCCCAUAUUUCUUUUGGACUGUUCUUAGACAUGGUAGUCGAAAGACCAUCUCAAAAACGAUUACCUGCUUAUUUUGAAAGUCGUCUUUUGUGCUACAUGUGACGUUUCACUCGACCUAGAGCACAGAAAAUGCCAUAUUGCAAAGUGAAUUGUUCUAAAUAAUGUUACUUUUAAAUGGAAAUUUGGGGUCUUUGUUAAAAGAAAUAUAUUUACCUCAUUUAGAAUUACAUUCUAGUUGAAUUAAGUCAACAGGUACAAAAUAGGCCAGUUAGCAAGCAAUGCCCCCUCUUACCUCUAAGCCAUAAUGCACACCAAGAGAUGGGACAAAGGAUUUUUUUUUAAUAAGCUUACAGAAAAAUAAGACUUGAAAGGAAAGUGUCUUAGUCUCUGCUUCCAGAUACAUUGUGGUAGCUUUGAAAGCCAACAAUCUACUUGAAUUGUCUGCUGGAAGUUUUAAAGGGAAGAAGAGGGUGAAAACAUGCAUUGAUAAAGAGAAAACAGAAUAAAUGACUAAACAGUUAUGUCACUCAAACAAUUGCUCAGACUGGUUUGUUUCUAAUCUUAAAACGUAUAUAAGAAUUGACAGUGCUUAAUGCUGCAUUAAGGAGAGUUCACUAUAUAAAACCCCUAUAGAUACUGAAAUGUAUCUUCUGGAAAUCUUUGGUCUGUUUACAAAUAUAGUGUAUUACUCAUCUGUUGUUCUUCGAAGAGUAUCAUAUCUAUCACUUAUCAGAAAAGCUCAAGAGCUGUUUCCUUAGCCCCCUUUCGCUGUAAAAGGGAAGUAGAAACAAGAAAGCAUUAUCACAGCAGCCGCUUUUUUUUGUUAAAACAAGAAUUGAUUGAAUCAAUGUGUUCUCACUAUCGGCUUAACCAAAUCCUCACUGCUCUCCAAACAUACGGGUCAAGCUUAAGGCUCAGUAUUUUCAGUCUAAUUCUAUGGGGUCUUUAAAGAGGAUCACUAUAAAAAUAGCAGGUGUAGAAAUGGACCAGAACAUAACACUGAAUUUGAACUCACUCAAAUGUGAGGAGAUGCUGCAAUCUGGUUGUGAAUUUUGGGCUUUGUUUCCAUCCUUUACUCAUGGCUCUGGCUGAAUGCUAACUAGAUAAAGCCCCUCAAAUUCCUCCCUGAGAAAUAAGACCAGCAAAGAAGUCAGUGGUAUAUUGAAUGUGACUUUCGCUGUUUCUUAGUCUAUUCGUCUCACAUGUAUUUUAUCAAAUCUGUACCAAGAUGCUGUAGUUCACAUGGGUUGUUCUCUCUCUUCACCUUUGCUCUGCCCCAUCACAAUGAUGGUCUUAGUAGUUUUCAAUGAACUGUAAGAGUAGAACCUAGAUUUUCAAUCUAACAGUAACUGCAACAUACACUUAAGUAAUCUGGUGUAGGAAAACAUCUAGAGAUACAGGGCCUGAUUCUGAUCUCCACUUCACCGAAGUCAAUAAGGAAUAAUUCUUCUGGAGUCAGUGGAGUUGUGUGUAUAAAACUGGUUUGAAGCCUCAUUCACUUUCCUGAGGCUUUUUAAAAUUUAAAUUUAGGAAAUUAUAUUUUUGGUUUCCUUUGUUGUAGGAUUCUGUGGAUUAAACCAUGCUCAGUAGAAAUGUUGUCAUUGUGUUAAUAGAUAGAUUCAUGGAAGAUAGGCCCAUCAAUGGCUGUUAGCCAGAUUGGGGCGGGCGAGGGGGUGUCCCU
This is a messenger RNA of Gopherus evgoodei (Goodes thornscrub tortoise), 6866 nucleotides long. RefSeq names its product C-type lectin domain containing 16A (gene CLEC16A). The record is from RefSeq and is a predicted model, not a curated record. Gene Ontology annotation, biological process: regulation of autophagosome maturation; endosomal transport; endosome to lysosome transport. Bases 132 to 3386 code for a protein of 1084 amino acids. The transcript is spliced from 25 exons. Gene Ontology annotation, cellular component: endolysosome membrane; late endosome. Lineage: Eukaryota; Metazoa; Chordata; Testudines; Testudinidae.